UCACGUGAGAAAACGCAGACUUGCUGCUGCUGCCAUCUGUCUCCAGCUGGUAGGGCUGAUAGUUUCAAGCAAAAACAUUAGCCUGUGAGUUUAGCAAGUAGAUUGCAGUGGCGAUCAUUGAGCAAAGUCGUGCCAUACAUAGUCAGCUGAACGCCUGGAAAAUAACCUCGGCCCAUCCACGUUCGCACGAUGCGACUUGUUAAAGCGUUAUAACUACGUGUUUACUCAUGUGCGCGUAGAAAUCACUCGUCGAAGUGGCAUUUAGAGGAGAAAAAAUUGCACACGUCGAGGAUACUGACCGAUGGCUGCGUCUCCGGAAUCAAACAUGGCAGAUUUUGAUGCGAUCUACGAGGAAGACGACGACGAGGACCGAGCGAACGAAGACUCGCUUGUCAGUCUCGUGCCAGAGCCCGUGGUCAUCAGAGGUGCGGGCAACAUGACCGUAUUUGGGCUGAGCAACAAGUUCGACACGGAGUUCCCGCCCACGCUAUCAGCCAAGGUGGCACCUGAAGAGUUCAAGGCGACCAUUAUGCGCAUAAACAGUGUGCUGCGCAAGACAUUGCCGGUGAACGUGAAGUGGCUCUUUUGUGGGUGUCUGUGUUGCUGCUGCACUCUUGGCUGUUCCCUGUGGCCUGUCGUCUGUCUCAGCAAAAGGACAAGACAUUCAAUAGAGAAAGUCUUGGAUUGGGAGAAUAGUCAUCUUUAUCACAAGCUUGGACUGCACUGGAAGCUUGGAAAACAGAGGUGCGACUCCAACAGCAUGAUGGAAUAUGUGCUUCUCAUUGAGUUUAUCCCAAAGCUGGCCAUUCAUCGGCCGGACUAAAAGCCGUCCACUGUCACCACCAUCGCAUCCGAACCAAGGUUGGACAAAAAGGGCAGCAUCACAGAGGGAGUGCAUCUGCAGUGAAUCUCAAAAGAAAA
Dermacentor andersoni is the source of this 921-nucleotide messenger RNA. Its product is annotated as cysteine-rich hydrophobic domain-containing protein 2. Lineage: Eukaryota; Metazoa; Arthropoda; Arachnida; Ixodida; Ixodidae. The record is from RefSeq and is a predicted model, not a curated record.